Cyanistes caeruleus (blue tit) is the source of this 770-nucleotide messenger RNA. NCBI's taxonomy places the organism in Eukaryota, Metazoa, Chordata, Aves, Passeriformes, Paridae. The record is from RefSeq and is a predicted model, not a curated record.
AUUCGGAUCUUUGUAGCCAAAAAAAGCUCCUGAACCUCAGCCAAGGGCCCAACGUGAUCCAAGAUCCAACCAUGAUCCAAGUUCCAACCAUCCAAGAUCCAAACCUCACCCAAGGUCCAAACUCAUCCAAGGUCCAAUUUCAUCCAAGAUCCAACCUCAUCCAAGAUCCAGCUAUCCAAGAUCCAGACGUGAUCCAAGAUCCAACCAUGAUCCAAGUUCCAACCAUUCAAGAUCCAACCUCAUCCAAGAUCCAACCUCAUCCAAGGUCCAACCAUCCAAGAUCCAUCCAUGAUCCAAGUUCCAACCAUCCAAGUUCCAAACCUCAUCCAAGGUCCAAACCUCAUCCAAGGUCCAACGAUCCAAGAUCCAUCCAUGAUCCAAGUUGCAACCAUCCAUGUUCCAAACCUCAUCCAAGUCCAGGAGCUGUUUCGAUCCUCACCGGAACUCACCCCCAGCAGUGCCAUUUUCCAAACCUCAUCCCAAACCCCUUCCUAAAGCGUCUCUGGAAAAACAAAUCCCAAAAAUCCCGGCUCUCCCUCAUCCUCCCGCUCUUCCCGGUGUCGCCGUUCCGGCCGGGAAGUUACGUCAGCCUCCGGAUGCGGCGGUUCUGGCGCUCGAUGCCGAGCGUGGCGCGAUCCACGGAGCUGCCGAUGGAAUCCAGGGCCUCGUCCUGCCUUUCCAGCUCCGCCUCCGUCUCCAGGGCCAGGCCCUUGAGCUGCUGCAGGAUCUGCGGGAAACACGGAGAGAUCCCAGUCAGGGCUGCGGGAUAA